GCCGCAGGGAGUGGGAAGGUUGUUACUUGCAAUCUGCGAUAUCCGCCCCGCGACCCGGCUUUGGGCCAAGUGGUGAGCGGAUUAGGGCAGUUUUGAUCUCGCGACCUUGCUGGACCCGGAGUCCUCGCCACAUUUCUCGCAGCGGGAGCUGAAAGGCGAACGCGGGCCCAAGACCAGGAAAAAGAAAGUUUACCACGAUCGGAGCCAUGGCCAACAAGGAUCCUGAGUCUGAGCACCCAUCUGUGACUCUGUUCCGCCAGUACCUGCGCAUCCGCACUGUCCACCCUAAUCCCGACUAUGGCACUGCUGUGGCCUUUUUUGAGGAGAGAGCCCACCAGCUAGGCCUGAGCUGUCAGAAAGUGGAGGUGACACCUGGCUAUGUGAUCCCUGUGCUGACUUGGCCAGGCACCAACCCUACACUCUCCUCCAUCUUGCUCAACUCCCAUAUGGAUGUGGUACCUGUCUUCAAGGAACAUUGGAGUCAUGACCCCUUUGAGGCCUUCAAGGAUUCUGAGGGCUACAUCUAUGCCAGGGGCACCCAAGACAUGAAGAGUGUCAGCAUCCAGUACCUGGAAGCUGUGAGAAGGCUGAAGGUUGAGGGCCACCGUUUUCCUAGAACCAUCCACAUGACCUUUGUACCUGAUGAGGAAAUCGGAGGUCACAAAGGCAUGGAGCUGCUCGUACAGCGGCCUGAGUUCCAGGCCCUGAGGGUGGGAUUUGCCCUGGAUGAGGGCCUGGCUAACCCCACUGAUGCCUUCACUGUCUUUUAUAGUGAGCGGAGCCUCUGGUGGGUGCGGUUUACCAGCUCUGGGAGGCCAGGCCAUGGGUCACGCUUCAUUGAGGACACAGCAGCAGAGAAGCUGCACAAAGUUGUGAGCUCCAUCUUGGCAUUCCGGGAGAAGGAAAGGCAGAGGCUGAAGUCAAACCCUCAUCUGAAGGAGGGGGCCGUAACCUGUGUGAACCUGACUAAGCUAGAGGGUGGUGUGGCUUAUAACGUGGUACCCGCCACUAUGAGCGCCAGCUUUGACUUCCGCUUGGCACCGGAUGUGGACCUGCAGGCUUUCGAGAAGCAGCUGCAGAGCUGGUGCCAGGCAGCUGGCGAGGGUGUCACCUUCGAGUUUGCUCAGAGGUGGAUGAAGCCCCGAGUGACACCUAUUGAUGAUGCAAACCCCUGGUGGGCGGCUUUUAACCGGGUCUGCAAGGACAUGAACCUCACUCUAGAGCCGGAGAUUUUCCCUGCUGCCACUGAUAGCCGCUAUCUCCGUGCGGUGGGGAUCCCAGCUCUGGGCUUCUCACCCAUGAACCGCACACCUGUGCUGCUGCAUGACCAUGAUGAGCGGUUGCAUGAGACCGUGUUCCUUCGUGGGAUUGACAUAUACACACGCUUGCUAUCUGUUCUGGCCAGUGUGCCUGCCCUGCCCAAUGAAAACUGAGUCCCAUACCCUCCAGGCUGCCCCAGAGCUUUCAUCCCAACCAGUGCCAAGGACCUCCUCUUCUCCUGACCAGUAAUGUAGCCUGUGUGGACAAAGGCAGCCCCUGAAUACUAACACUGCACACAUUCAUGGAGAAGGGAGUCUUAUUACUCUGGGGACAUGCUGUUACCAACCCAAUUUCACAGAUGAGGAAACAGCUUGGCUCUGUGCCCUCAUGACAUAACACACUGUCCCAGCCACAUCUGCCUAGCAACAAGGGGCCAUAGUUCAAUGGCUACCAUAUUCUGACUGUGAGGUCAGGGAUACUGUUCCCAUCAAAAGGGCAUAAGUGUAAUGCUAGUAACUCAGGAGGCUAGCUAGUAAGGUAGGAGGAUCUCAAGUUUGAGGCCAGGCUUAGCAAGACCAUUUCAAAAACAAACAAACAAACAAACAAAGCCUGGGGAUAUAGUUAUGACAUAGAACACCCCUGGUUCAAUCUUCAAUACCAUAAAGGAGCAUACCAAGAUUAGCAUCUCAGGGAACUACACCUGGCUUUCUGGGGAUAUACUCAGGAUCCUGGGACAAGAAUGGGACCAGAUGGGCCACUGCCAGAAGUGGGUAGGCAGAGACAGCUUGCAAGGUAUGAGCACCCUUUUUUUGUUGUUGUUGUUCUGUUUUGGUCAAAACCCACUGACUCUUAUGUUGGGAGUAGGGCCCUGAUAGAUCCAGCAGACUGGCCAGUGAUCAUGAAUCAGUGUGUGCAGAGGGGCCCAGGAGUUGAGUUUCAAUCUGUCAGCCCUUGUCAGGAUCCCAUUUGAUAUAACUAAAGCCAUCUUGAUUAUAACCAUUUGCCUGCCUGGUAACCCUGCUGUAUACUCCAAAACCUAUAGGAUAUUAUCAAGCCAUUAAGGUAGUCAGCUAGCUUAACUGACAUUUGACAUAUUAGUUUUUGCUGCUUUUUCUCCUCCUUCUUUUUGAGAAAACCCAGGCAGAUCCCAGUUGGCUGUGGGUGUGGGCUACCUUUAUUUAGUUUGACAUAUAAACCCCUUCCUCCUGCCUCAGGGUGCAGGGAUCCUCCUGUUGCUGCCCAAGACCUGUUUCUUUCCUUUACCCUAAUAAAUUGCAUUUUAUGCAAA
Marmota monax (woodchuck) is the source of this 2548-nucleotide messenger RNA. RefSeq names its product aminoacylase 1 (gene Acy1). Gene Ontology annotation, cellular component: cytoplasm. Gene Ontology annotation, biological process: amino acid metabolic process. Gene Ontology annotation, molecular function: aminoacylase activity. NCBI's taxonomy places the organism in Eukaryota, Metazoa, Chordata, Mammalia, Rodentia, Sciuridae. The transcript is spliced from 15 exons. The record is from RefSeq and is a predicted model, not a curated record. Bases 207 to 1433 code for a protein of 408 amino acids.